GCAUAAAAAAUAAUAUUUCUUAUAUAUUGAUUCUAUUAUCUGAUCAUCAUCAUCACCUUCCUUUCCUGACGGUACAAAUAUGUUAGUUUUCUUAGCCGCAGUACGCUGCACACGGACAAGAAGAUCUGCAUGAAAAUGAGGGCGGUCUGAUGUCAUUAAUGUGCGACGCACACCAGCAUGCAUGAGUUGAAUUUCAAGUCAGUGCUGCUAACGUAUGUUAGGUUUAGUUAGGACUUGGCAAAGCCCCGAAGGGUAAGAUUUAAUUCACGGGUUGGUUUUGCCAGUUUUAUUAUUUAGCAAGGCAAAAUAUUGUUAAUUUAUUUUCAGCUGUAAACUAUACUGGAUGAUAAACAUAGUUUGCAUGUUUUCCUUUUCCUGGUUAGCUAACUAUGCAUGUGCAUAAGAGUUAGCAAGUCAGUCAAGGGGGAAGCACGAGAUUCGUCGUGUAACGUUUGCUAGACAGCUGACAAAAUAGAAUCUGCUACGACCGUGGCAACUAUAGCGAGCUCAUCGGGGUGGCAUGGUGGUGCAGUGGGUAGCACUGUCGCCUCACAGCAAGAAGGUCCUUGUCCAGAGACAUGAAGGUGACUGUAUUGGAGACUCGCCAAAUGCAUGCUGGGAUAGGCUCCAGCAACCCCUGCAACCCUGCUCAGGAUAACUGGGUGAGCCCUUACAGAAUGGCCCACAGGUGGACCGGUGGCCACUCUGCCCCCGUGCUCUGCGUGGGGGCCGCGGCGGGCCCCGCGAUGGGCCCCGAGGGUCUGCUGGCCUCGGGAGCGGAGGGCGGCGAGGUGACGGUGUGGAGCCAGGAGGGGGCGCCGCUGGCCCAGCUCAGGCUGCAGGCUGGGGAGGACGUGACGAGCGCCGUGUUCUCGUCGGCGGCCCCCGGCUCGCUCUACGCGUCCCACGGCGAGACGGUGAGCGAGCUGGACCCCCGGAACCUGAAGGGCCCAGUCCGGGAGCUCCGCGUGGGCGAGGACGAGAUCAACGGGCUGUCCCUGAACGAGACGGGUGCGCUGCUGGCCGCCGCCGACGACUCCGGGGCCGUGCGCGUGGUGGAGCUGCACAGCGGCAAGGUCAGCCGGACCCUGCGCCGCCACACCAACAUCUGCUCCUCGGUGGCCUUCCGGCCCCAGAGGCCACACAGCCUGGUCUCUGCCGGCCUUGACAUGCAGCUCAUGUUGUGGAGCCUGCAGAGAGCCCGGCCCCUGUGGGUGCUCAACCUGCAGGAGGUGGCUGAGGAAGAGGAGGGGUGCCGGCAGAACCCGGGCCAGCUCUUCAACCCGCCGCUGGUGCACUGCGUCUCGGCGGCAGCCUGCGGGAACGUGCUGGCGUGCGCGGCCGAGGACGGGCGGGUGCACGUGGUGCGCGUGGGCGGCGGCUCGGGGCCGGAGCGGCGGACGGCCCUGCAGGCCCACAGCCAGGGCGCCUCCCAGGCGCACUUCCUCAGCUUCCUGUCCCACCCUCACUGGCUGGCCACCGGGGGCAACGACGGGUGCGUGGCCCUGUGGGACGUCAGUGAGCUCGCCGCCGCCGCCGCCACGGAGGGCAAGGGCAAACCCCGCGGGCCGUCCCGCCGCAGGGGGGGCAGAGGCAGGGCGAAACCCAAAGCACAGGCCCAGGCCCAGGCCCAGGCCCAGCCUCAGCCCCAGCCCCAAGCCCAGGCCCAGGCCCAGGCCCAGGCACAGCAGGAGGACCAGGAUGAGGAGCAGGGCACCAGCGAUGAGCCAGGCCCAGAGACACCUCCUCCUGCAGGCCCGAGACUCAGCAUCAGCCACGGGGCUAAGGUGAACUGGCUGUGUCCCGCCCUGCUCAAGGGCGAGCCCUGCCUCCUGGUGGCGGACCAGAGCAGCGCACUCUCCGUGUACUCCCUCAGUGCACUGUAGGACCCCUCAGGAGCGCUGCAGUCAACCGUGUGCUCACCCCCGGGGUCCUUCUCAAAAACCAUUCAUCUGAGCACCCUACAGGGCAGAAUUAAGCAGGAGAGUGUUGGGUAGGGGUGAUGUCGAGUGCAAGUGUUAGGGAGGUGUGGUGUCGGGUAGAAGACAGUUGGGGAGGGGUGGUGUUACUGAGUCCUUACGGUACCCAAGGUCACAGUGGUACCUGAUUGUAUUUUAGGUUUGCGUGAUACGCGAUUCCUAUUUCUCUCAAAUUGUAAUUUGCGCUAUUGGUUGCCAGAAGGCUGGUAUGAGAGAACGAGGGCUGCAGAUGGGUCAUCUGUUACCAGUAAGAUUGUCUCUGCAUCAGAGUGACUAGAGCAACCCCAGCAGCUUUUUCUCUGGGAGAAAAGCAUCUCUCCAUGUCUCAAGAUUAGAAACUGCACUGAAUUUUCCAUUGUCUGCUUUGCCUGCAGAAUAUGUUCAGUGGGUUGCAUUUGUGUACCGCCAUUCUUGGAUUUCAGUCUGCUUUGCAGUGAAUUAAAUAUCUUCUGCCAAUACCGAAUAAAGGUGUCACUGUGUGGAA
Messenger RNA from Anguilla rostrata (American eel), 2463 nucleotides. RefSeq names its product WD repeat domain 53 (gene wdr53). The record is from RefSeq and is a predicted model, not a curated record. The coding region runs from base 579 to 1886 and encodes 435 amino acids. The transcript has 5 exons. Gene Ontology annotation, molecular function: protein binding. Lineage: Eukaryota; Metazoa; Chordata; Actinopteri; Anguilliformes; Anguillidae.